This is a messenger RNA of Lichtheimia ornata, 510 nucleotides long. RefSeq lists its product as uncharacterized. The transcript is spliced from 2 exons. The coding region runs from base 1 to 510 and encodes 169 amino acids. The record is from RefSeq and is a predicted model, not a curated record. NCBI's taxonomy places the organism in Eukaryota, Fungi, Mucoromycota, Mucoromycetes, Mucorales, Lichtheimiaceae.
AUGUUUGUUAUCGGUGUCAUGGUGGAUAUCAUUCCUCAAGUACCUGUAUGGAUACCUUGGACGUUCUCUUUGCAAGUGGAUAUUCUCGUGUGUGCUAUUUCAUCAAGACCGGAUUUAUUUAUUGCAGUGCAUGAUGUGUCUCUCAUGACGCCUACCCAAGAAGGUCGCUUGAUGGCAGCUACUACUGAUAUGGCAGAUGUUUAUUUGCUAUGGGUAGAACGGGAUGGUGCCUUACUCUCUUGUUCGUUGGAAGUUAGACUGUUACUCAGUGGCCUUGUGGUAGAUAUGGGAUCAUGUAUUGCUUUACGCUCUUAUGGGUCGGCCUCUGUGGGCGUGGGAUGCUAUCCUUUUAUCAGACCGAACAUGUUGGCUCGAGCAGCACCUAUAGAAGAUGCUGUUGUUUACAAUGGCAGCCCCCGUUAUCCGGCUUGGUGCACCGUAGGGGAGAGGGUGACGGCAAAGCCUUCGCGUGGCCAUCCUUGUCAGUACAUGGGUUUCCAUGGAAGCUAA